CUCCUAAACUCUAAACCUAACGCGCCUUUGUCUCUCUCACUUUCAGUUCGUAUCCCUUUCCUCGACUUCGUAGUUUCUUUCAAUAAUCUCAUACAUUUCUGAAUUGCUUCGUUGUUUGUCCACAAUCUACUUUCAGCUUAUGGUUACUCAGUUUUCAAAUUGAGUGUCGAAGUUAUUCCGUAAUUAAGGACUUGAAGCUGCUAUAUCCUCGCCAAUAAUGGCGGAUUCUAUUUGCAGAGCACUUAGAGACGGUGCGUUAGAGGGAGAGCUCGCGCCUGCUCUCACCUUAAAGGACUCCAUCAAUUCGCCAUUCGGUUUUCACGCAUUUGCCCACGUUUUGAUGCAGCUUUCGAGCAAUAUUUUGGCGGGUAAAUCGCAGUCUCGAGGUCUCGUUUUGCUUGCGUUCUCUCGAAGUCCAGCGUAUUACCUCGAGCUGUUGAAGAAGAGUGGGGGGAACGUGGGAUCGUCUGAAAAAUGGAUUCAAAUUUUGGACUGUUAUACAGAUCCUCUUGGUUGGAAGGAACGGUUUACGGGGGGUGAAAAAAUUUCAAAUGUUCACCAAGAAGUUUCAAAUUUAUCUCAUCUUUGUACAAAUGUGAGGGAUAUGGAUAAUCUAUUCUCAUCAAUUAUUACGCUUGGAAAAGCAGGAUUUGUUGGAGAAGGAACUGUACGCUUUUGUGUUGCCAUAGACUCAGUAACCGAUAUGUUAAGGCAUUCUUCUACAUCAGCAGUUGCAGGUCUUUUAAGCAACUUUCGGAGCAAUGAUAAGGUUUCAAGUACAUUUUGGUUGGUACAUGAAGACCUUCACGAGGAAAAGGUCAUAGCUGCUCUUGAAUAUAUGUCUUCAAUGGUGGCCACAGUUGAGCCAUUAACUCCAUCCCCAUAUGUGUGCGAAAGCAGUCUGAACACUCCCUAUCUUGAACACAGCUCUACUAAAGGGAGGUUUCAUGUGCGGAUUAAACGCAGAAAUGGACGCGUGCGAGUCAUUUGUGAAAAUUUUAAAGUUGAGCAGUCGGGCAUCAAAUUUACGUCCAUUUCAUCUGAAGAUGCAGUCGUCAAUCAAGGGCUUGUACCGAAGGUGCAGUUCAAUCUUCAGUUGUCUGAGAAAGAGCAAAUUGACAGGGCUAGAGUUGUUCUUCCUUUCGAGCAUCAAGGAAAUGGUAAACCGAUACAAAUAUACGAUGGUCGAAGAUCUCUUACAGACAGCAAAGAUGACGACAAACCUCUCUCGACCAGUGAGAAAAGCAAGGAUGAAGGAGCAGGGAAGGGAGAGAUCAUAUAUUUUCGCGAUUCAGAAGACGAGAUGCCAGAUUCCGAUGAGGACCCUGAUGAUGAUUUAGACAUAUAAUUUUGAAUGAAGGUAGAAGAUUUGUAUCAUAUCUAUCUUUUCCGAGAUCACUUCAAAUUGUUGCUCUCCAUUUUAUGUGGAACAAUGUGUGGAGUAGCAACCCAGACGUGACGACAAAAUACGAACAUUACCAUUACCAGUUUGUUUCGUCUUUGGGAUGAUUUUUAGGACUGAAUUAUUCUACAGAGUUUGUUAAUUGUUUCCCAUGAA
This is a messenger RNA of Cucurbita maxima (winter squash), 1558 nucleotides long. Its product is annotated as elongator complex protein 5. Gene Ontology annotation, cellular component: nucleus; elongator holoenzyme complex; cytosol. Gene Ontology annotation, biological process: tRNA wobble uridine modification. The transcript has 9 exons. Bases 218 to 1348 code for a protein of 376 amino acids. NCBI's taxonomy places the organism in Eukaryota, Viridiplantae, Streptophyta, Magnoliopsida, Cucurbitales, Cucurbitaceae. Gene Ontology annotation, molecular function: tRNA binding. The record is from RefSeq and is a predicted model, not a curated record.